Coregonus clupeaformis (lake whitefish) is the source of this 7523-nucleotide messenger RNA. Its product is annotated as microtubule-associated protein 2-like. The record is from RefSeq and is a predicted model, not a curated record. Gene Ontology annotation, molecular function: microtubule binding. The transcript is spliced from 21 exons. NCBI's taxonomy places the organism in Eukaryota, Metazoa, Chordata, Actinopteri, Salmoniformes, Salmonidae. The coding region runs from base 260 to 6529 and encodes 2089 amino acids. Gene Ontology annotation, cellular component: neuron projection. Gene Ontology annotation, biological process: microtubule cytoskeleton organization; neuron projection development.
UCUGAAAGUCUCUGAAAGUGUUUUUUUCUCCUCUGCGUGCUGAAAGGAAAACUGUUAUCCUCUCCCCAGCCCUCUCUCACCAGGUGUGAAUAGGUUGUCCCUUGGUAUCGUCAUUCCUUGGUCAUCUCUGUCCUGUCCCGUACUGUACUUCUGAAGAUAAGAGGCCUCUUUCUGCACCGACCUUGACUCACCACCGGGAGUCCCACACUGCCUUACCAGCCAUAAGGAGAGACCCCCCUGGCCGCCACUGACCCCCAGCAUGGCAGACGGUCAUCAACGUGAAGACAGCCCUCCCCAGUGGGAUCCGUCGGGGGCACAGGACCCCUCUACCCCCCCAGCCCAUGGGGCUAAUGGCUACCCCCCCUCCUACAGGGCGUGCCAGCCAGGGACGGCCCAUGGAGCAGCACCACCCUCCUACACCGCCAGAGAGAACGGCUUCAACGGCGACCAUGCAGUUACAGCUGAGCAAGUGUCUGCGCGGAUUGUGCAGGAGGUGACAGCCGAGGCGGUGGCAGUACUGAAGGGAGAACAGGAGACAAGACUGCCCUCAGUUGAAGACACAGCAAACCUGCCUCCCUCCCCUCCUCCCUCUCCUGCUGCUGAGCACUGCUUCGGACCCCUGGAUCAAGAUGUAGGGGAUGAGGAGGAGGAGGCCUGCCCUCUCCACCACUUCCAAAAUUCUCGGGAGAGGUGCAAGUUCCUCGCCCCCUCCAUCUCUGUGUCUAUGCCCGAGGAUGGCCCCUACCACUCUGACGAGGAAUACUAUGAUCACCCCUUGUUCAGCCCUGAGUGGGAUCGCUCUGUCUCCUCUCGGCCCUCAGUGCCGGCCGCUGCCUUUAGACAGAUCCAAGUAGAGACCAUCGAGGCUCUUACAGACACAUUCGAGGAGGAGGAGGAGGAGGAAGAGGUGUUGAUGUUGGAGGAGGAGGAGAUGGAAGGGGCAGCAGCCGAUAUCGUGGCAGCUCUUGAGGAGCUGUGGAGUGGGGAUGAGCCUGAGCCGGACAGCCCCCCGGCCGAGCCCUUAGAGCAGGCAGAGGCCAUAGGCGAGGCCCAUACUGUGCCUCCCGUGCAGGCCGAGGCAGCUAGUGCCGCCCCAGAAGGCCCUAACGGGAGGGAGGAGGUGGAGGUGGAGGAGAAGGAGGUGGCAGAGCCUGAGGGGGAGGAGGAGAGCCCUGAGGAAGCCUUGAAGAUGGACACAGACAAACCAGACAGCGAGAGGAGUGGAACCCUCAGCCCAGACUUCACUGAACCAGAGAGUCCAGCUAUCCUCAGUGGGGACCACGCAGCAGCACCCCUGAGCCCCAAAACGGACAUGGCUUCCCCUUCCCCUUCUCUGUCCCCUUUCCCUUCAAACAGCCAGAGCCAAGCCAAAGAGCCUAGCAAAAUGUCUAUACCGGAUGAACCUAAAACAGUCGCAGAGAAGCAGCCGUCAGUGGAAGUUCUUGAGUCCAGUAGCCUCACCACGGAUUCAGGGUCUGGAUUCACUACAGCUGAAGACAGAGGUCAAGGACAAGGUGUCCCAUCUGACUCUAACAAAGACAAAUCGGGCAUGUCAGCUUAUUUUGAGACUUCGGCCCUGAAGCCAGAUGAGGGAUCCAAGGGGGUUCAAGCUGAAGAUUAUUAUGAACUGAGCACCGCAGGAGAAGAGAAGAAGGUCUUAGGGAGCAGUUCCCCAACAGUUCCGUCACCCCUUGAGAUCAACUACAGCAUGCUGGCACAAACACAGUCAGUGGAGGAGAAAUCAGACACCAAGAAGAGUCCGAUGGGAGAUCAAAAGGAGACCUUACCGGCCCUGGACAGAAGUAACGAAUGUAGGCUGUCUCCUGGGAAGUUGGCCCUGGAUCAGAGAAGCUACUCUCUCAACAUUACGAUUGGAUCGAUGGAUCCCAGUGUUCAGGGUCGACCUAGACAUUUCUCCCCACUGGCCACGGACAUCAUGUCUUUUACCAGCGGCAGUCUGGAGGAGUCUGCCAACUAUCUCCCAGUCACCACCCCAUCUGUGGAGAAGGAGCCACCACCUUUCCCUCCCCUGAUCCUGGAGACGGCCGCCUCAGUAACAUCCGACUCCACGUCUCCUCCCCACAACUCAGCAGCAGAGACCCCCGGUGAAAAUACCAGUCCCCAGGGGUCAGAGUCCCCAGAAUCUCCCUUCCCACCCAAAUACUACUACAAAAAUGGGACAGUCAUGGCUCCUGACCUACCUGAGAUGCUGGACCUUGCGGGCAGCAGGUCUAGACUGGCUUCUGAGAACACUGACCCUGAGAUCAUGAGGAGGAAGUCUGUCCCUGCAGACGCCCAAAGCCUUGGCAGUGACUCCCUGGCCAACCUGGUUCUGGGGGACCAGAGUCAGAACCAGAGUCUUGCCAAGAGCGAGAGCCAGCUGGAGGAGUUGGGUUACUGUGUGUUCAGUGAGUACUCAGGGCCCAUGCCUUCCCCUGCUGACGUCCACAGUCCCAUUGACUCCCCGCCCCAGCGCUUCACCCCAAUGGCUCUGGAGGAAAAGAUGGCGGAGGAGAAACUGAAAAUCGACGCCAGAGACAAACUAGCCAAAGACGAGAAGACAAGUCAGUUAGCUGAAUGCGCCGGUUCCAAAGAAAAGGGAGAAACCAAACAAGUGGGACGGAAAGAUACCGCUUCAGAGGAAAAAGACAACAAAGAGAUCAGCCAUGACAAAUUUGCCAUGGAAAACCAAAAAGACAAACCAGCUUCAGCUCUGAAGUUAGCCGAGUCCUUUGUAACUCCUACAGUGACGGUUACCCUGGAAGAGGAGGGGAAGCUAGGGGACAACGGACCCGAGACGGAUGCUGAGAUGGCUGCCUAUGAGAGGCAGAUCCGUCGUCUGGAGAUGGAGGACAGGCCCCUGAGCAUGGAGGAGGAGCGGGAGCUGCAGGAGCUCAGGGAGAAGGUGAAGGACAAGUUCCUGGUGCACCAGGAGGCGUACGAGGAGGUGGAUGCUGAAGACGUCUACCAACUGACUGGGGUUGCCAAGGGCAGGAUCGGCAGGCCCGUCGGGCCCUCCCCGGCCUCUUCCGUAGAGAGCACCACAGAAGAAGACAAGGUUCCAGUUACGGAGACAGAAAAACCUAAACAGACGGGAGUUCAGACACCGCCAAUGAAGGUUGACCUCAUGGUGACGUCUCCAUCUGUGUCAGGUGGUGGUGUGAGCACCACAGAAGAAGAAGACAAGGUUCCAGUUAUGGAAAUAGAGAAACCUAAACAGACGGGAGGUCAGACAACUGCAACGAAGGUUGACGUCAUGGCUAUGUCUCCAUCUGUGUCGGGUGGUGGUGUGAGCACCACAGAUGAAGAAGACAAGGUUCCAGUUACGGACAUAGAGAAACCUAAACCGAUGGGAGGUCAGACAACGCCAACGAAGGUUGACAUCAUAGCGACGUCUCCAUCUGUGUCAGAUGGUGGUGUGAGCACCACAGAAGAAGACAAGGUUCCAGUUACGGAGACAGAAAAACCUAAACAGACGGGAGGUCAGACAACGCCAACGAAGGUUGACGUCAUGGCUAUGUCUCCAUCUGUGUCAGGCGGUGGUGUGAGCACCACAGAUGAAGAAGACAAGGUUCCAGUUACGGACAUAGAGAAACCUAAACCGAUGGGAGGUCAGACAACGCCAACGAAGGUUGACAUCAUAGCGACGUCUCCGUCUGUGUCAGGUGAUGGUGUGAGCACCACAGAAGAAGACAAGGUACCAGUUAUGGAAAUAGAGAAACCUAAACAGACGAGAGGUCAGACAACACCGACGAAGGUUGACGUCAUGGUGACAUCUCCAUCUGUGUCAGGUGAUGGUGUGAGCACCACAGAAGAAGACACGGUUCCAGUUACGGAGACAGAGAAACCUAAACAGAUGGGAGGUCAGACAACGGCAACAAAAAUGUACGUCAUGGCGACGUCUCCAUCUGUGUCAGGUGGUGGUGUGAGCACCACAGAAGAAGAGAAUGAGAAAGUUAGUGAAGAGAAGCUGAAGAAGGAGCAGGUUGUAGAGGUCAAAGAGAAGCUGAAGAAGGAGCAGAUUGUAGAGGUCAAAGAGAAGCUGAAGAAGGAGCAGAUUGUAGAGGUCAAAGAGAAGACCAUGGAAGAAAAUAAAAAGGUAGAAGGGGAGGAGGAGGAGGAUACAGAGCAGGCAGUGGAACCAGAGGAAAUCAUGAUUAAGAUAAAACCAUCAAAGCCUGUAGAGAAAGAAGAGAAGGUUGAGAAGGAUAUAAUGACUAACAAGGAGGAAGAGGAGGAGGAAGAUAGUGAAGUUCUGGCAGGGGCAGGAGCAGCGGUGAAUGAUGUUCCAGAACCCAGAGCUGCCAUAGAGUCAGUUGUGACUGUAGAAGAUGACUUGAUCACUGUAGUCCAGACCAUCGACGAGGGCGAGGAGCCAGGACACAGCGUGCGUUUUUCCGCUCCGCCUGAGCCUGAGACACCACAGGCUCUCCACGAGGAGGAGGAGGAGGAGGAGUCCCAGGUGGUGGAGAUCAUGGAGGCAGCUAGUCUGGAGGAGGUGGGGGAUGUCUCAGAAGAGGUCCGUGAGAAGGAGGUGCAGGCCUCCCCAGAGAAGGAGGUGCAGUUGGAGACUGAGGGACAGACAGAGAGCUACGACAGAGACGAGACCACCAUGGACGACUCCAUCCUAGACAGCUCUUGGGUCGACACUCAAGAUCUCUCCACUGUAGAUGUGGAUGAUGACAUAAGCAUGGCUACCGAGCAGAUCGAGCCCAUGAGAGCCGACCGGGUCCCAGCCCCACCAGUCAAGAAGGACAAGACUCCCCAGAAGCAGAAGCAGGAAAAGCAGCCAGUGAAGCCCAAGGCUAAAGGGGGGCGGGUGAAGGGGCGUGAGGGGCGCAUCUCCACCCCCGAACAUAAACCCGUCCGCAAGGAGACGGUCUAUAUCCCCAGGGUGGACAUCAAUAAGAAAAAAGCCGUGAUCAAGAAGACUGAGCUGACUAAGAAAGCAGAGACGCGCUCCUCUCCAUCCCGGAAGAGUGUGUUAAAACCUACUGCGGUCCGACACCCACGUCCUGCCCAGCCCCAACUCCACCCCCACCCCUGUGCUAGGAGGAAACCUACAGUGGGUGUACCAGAAGGUCGUCGGCCCCUCAGUGUUGCUAGACAGUCUCGGGACAGAGCUUCAUCACGACCACUAACAAAGAUCCCCACCUGUAAAACGCGAGUGGCCGCCCUCCUGCCCCCCCGCCCUAACUCGUCCUGCUCCUCCCACACUAAAAAGAACUCGCUGGGGGAGGUGGAGCUUGAUAGGCCCCGCCCCUCCUCGGCUGGGCCUCGUGACUCCACCACACUACACAGACUAAUAUAUGCGGAUGGCGGUUCGCAGAGCCCAAGGAGGUCGUCCCUGCCCCGGCCUGCCUCGGUCCCGCGGCCUGCCUCUAUCCUGAGCCGGCGUACCCACCACCACACACACGACCAGGAGGAGAGCUCCACCUCUAUCACCAGCUCCGGCUCUACCGCACCCCGUAGACCCACGUCAUUCAGUACAGAGGUCAGGGCGGAGCAUAGGACAGGACGCGCCCCUAGUUGGACAGGCACACAGUCGAUGCGUUCCCGUUCGCUGUGCAGUGGCCCCACCACACCCCGCACGCCAGGGUCCACAGCCAUCUCCCCUGGUACCCCUCCCAGCUACAGCUACUCCUGUCGCACACCCGGGACCCCUCGCACCCCCGGCACACCACGUUCUCGAAGCCUGCUGCAGGAGAAGAAGGUGGCUCUGCUCCGCACCCCUCCCAAGUCACCUGCCACCACCCCCAAACAGCUCCGCAUCCUUAACCAGCCCCUGCCCGACCUCAAGAACAUCAAGUCCAAGAUCGGCUCCACAGAUAACAUCAAGUACCAGCCCAAGGGGGGACAGCAACACAGAGGCAGGGGCCAAACGGCCAACACAACAGAGCCCAAACGCAGCCCGUCGUGGAUCUGGAGAUUGCUCCUGCGCCUGGUCUCUCUCUCCUUAUAUCUGUCUGCUGCACACAGUGUGACGUGGGCCCCCAUGCCAGCCAAAGACCCACUGAUUCAGAUUUUAAACAAGAAGCUGGACUUCAGUCACGUACAGUCAAAAUGCGGAUCCAAGGAUAACAUGAAGCAUUCUCCUCGUGGAGGCCAUGUGCAGAUUCAGACCAAGAAGAUUGACCUGAGUCACGUGACCUCCAAGUGUGGAUCGCUGGACAACAUCCGCCACCGGCCAGGGGGAGGUAACGUGCGCAUAGAGAGUGUGAAGCUGGACUUUAAAGACAAGGCCCAGCCCAAGGUGGGUUCCCUGGAUAAUGCACACCACACCCCUGGUGGAGGCCACAUUAUGAUCGAAAGCCACAAGCUGUUGUUCCGUGAUACGGCCAAGGCCCGGGUGGACCAUGGGGCGGAGAUCAUCGUGACCCAGUCUCCGGAAACGGGCAUGUCAGGGACGGUGUCUCCCCACCGCGACAGCCACCUGUCCUCCUCUGGCAGCAUCAACUUGCUGGAGUCUCCACAGCUAGCCACUCUAGCUGAAGACGUCACCGCCGCCCUGGCCAAGCAGGGCUUGUGAGCGCCUUGACCCCCCUCAGCCCAGGCACCGGAUCUCUUGACCCCCACCCUGCCUCCAGUCUCCCUCCAGUCCACCCCAGCCCCGGACACCUUCCCCCUUCCCCCUGCCUCCAGUCCACCCCAGCCCCGGACACCUUCCCCCUGCCUCCAGUCCACCCCAGCCCCGGACACCUUCCCCCUGCCUCCAGACGACUGAUCCCAGACUCCUGACACCCUCAGCUUGCCUCCAGUUCAACCUGACCCCAAGCCUUGGACUCCCUCACUUGUCUUUAGUCCAGCCCAGGCUCCCUCAUCAUGCCUCCACCCAGCCUCCAAUCUCCCUCCAGUCCACCCCCAGCCUUGGGUACCAGACAGCCCACACAAAUCUCUGCCUCAACCCCACCCUGCCUCAACCCCACCCUGCCUCAACCCCACUCUGCCCCUGGACACCUUUCUUCUGCCUCCACCCAGCCUCUACCCUUCCCUGCUACCUACCAUGCGGUCCAUCCCAAACAUGCCUCUCGUCUAUCCCAGGCCCUGGACACCCUUACCCCACCCUGCCUCCACCCUAGCUCCUGUCAAUCCCAGACCCUGGACAACCUGAUCCCACCCUGCCUCCUGUCCAUUCCAGGCCCUGGACACUCUCUUCCCAUCCUGCCUUCAGUCCACCCACCCAGACUCCCUCACCCUGUCCCAGGCCUCUCGUCAACCCCAGCCCAGACACCAAGACCCCCCAUCCUACAGCAGCCUCAUACUCACCGCCUGAUGGAGCUGCCUACCCCACCCUAUGUCAACAAAACAAAUUAAGAAAAAACAACAACCCUAAUGGAACUAGAGACUAUUUAGAAGGUACUUUUGGUCAAUUGUUUGUUGAUAUUUCCAUUCCAAGUACCUGUACUUUUUUUCUCCAUCUUUUAUCUGGUGUAUUUCUUUAAUGCUGCGUAUAGAUAGAUAGAUAGAUAGAUAGAUAGAUAGAUAGAUAGAUAGAUAGAUAGAUAGAUAGAUAGAUAGAUAGA